ACUGAUAAGACCUCUCUCGCGUCGCGAUAUUAAAUGCACGUUACAAGCACAAGUCAGGACGAGAGGAGGAGAAGAAAAGUCAUAGUUCGAUAGCAUGUUGUCAAGUGGCUUUGAGGUUAUGACGUUUAAAUGAGGUACUGUAAAAAAGGCUACAACAACAGUCAGUUAUUUCAUAGUAAUUGGAGAACGCCAAAAUUGAAGAAGCAAUAAGAGGAUGUAUUGCGUACAAUGGCUGAUACCCGUACUGCUAAUACCAAAGCCAGUGAAUCCUGCUCUACUACAGACUCAUGUUAUGUUCAUGGUUCUAUACCUGAUCGGAUUCUUCUUGGAGCGAAAGCCCUGUACUGUAUGCAGCCUUGUCUUUUUGGCUACAGUAUUUCUAAUUUGUUACAGUGGCAUUGGCAACUGCCUCUUCUGGAGUAACAAUUGUGAUACUGUAAGAUGUGACAAUGGUUGAAACAAUCAUCAUUGAGGCACAAGACUUAAGAUUAAUUUUUACUAGUUUUAAUUGUAAUUACCAAGAUGUGCUGCUUGAAUGAGAGGUUGAGUUGCAUAUGGCGCAGGGUCUAGUUUUGUAAUUGCUCGGCAUAAAUUUUCGAGUCUUUCCAUUGUAAAUAUAAUGUAUACUACAGUGGUGAGUCAUAGAUGCAGGGAUUGCAUAUCGAAUUGUAUAUAAAGUCUUUCCAUUGAUUAUCGCAAUUAUUUAUCCAUCACAAUAAUGAAGUUUUAACUUCAAGUAGUGAAAAAGUCAAUGAAAAUUAUUGUCUUUUUGGGUGAUCCAAUCUAGUUUACUAAAUAGGAUAAGCUAGAUAUUUUUGAUUACCAAAUAUUUCAAUAGUUUAUUUUAAAAAAUUUUAGUUUUCACCCAGCAUGCUGAAAUUAUUUAAGUAUGCCCAUUAAAUUUUAACUAAGGUUGCUUAUAGACAAGUUUAGUUUUAAAUUUCCAAUAAGAUGGUUUUUUGGUCAGUGACUAUAAUUAUUCUUUCUUGACAAUUCAAGCUAUUGAUGCUUUCAGAAGGAUUCAAUAUGCGUUAUUAAACAUUGUCAUAAUCACAUAGUCUUUAAAACUUUUAAAACUAAACAAUAAAAUGCUUUAUUUACCGAAAAUAGCAGUUUUGUAUAUUUUUACCGACGUUUUUUUCUUAAAAUCGUCGAUAUUAAGCAAAAGUGGAGUUAUAUAUGGAGAACUAAUGAAGUUUUCUCAAUUUUAUUUAGCAUCUGAUGAAUCUCUUCCAUUUCUAUAGGGAUUCCAAAUGACAUAUAUGCAUAUGCUACCUCCAAGUGAUUAAACUAAUUGCAGUAUAAAAUGAACAAGAGUAAUAAUAAUUGUAAUUAAAGCAAUUUAUUGUAACCGUUGGUGGAAGAACAUAAUAACUUGUAAUAGCUGACCUGCCUAAUUUUAUAAAAUACGUAAAAAUUUUAAUGAAUUUUAAUUCAGAUAUGAAAUUUGUCACAGCACAAAUGUUUAUUUAGCCUGUGAUAAAGUGAUAUUUAUACUGGAACGAGAGGAUAGCAAAUGCAAUCUAUUCAAAUUAGAGAUAUUACAAAAUUGCAAAUAAUUUACUAUUUAAUCCAGUGAUGCAGCAGCAUUGACCUAAUGCUUGGCAAAUUUUAUUUUAUCAUAGCUGAUGCAUUUUAAGCUGUUAUAUCAUCAUCAUGUGUAUAUUAAACAAAUGAAUAUGGUCUUUGAAGAAUCAAAGUUUUUUUCAAUUACCAAAAACACAAAAUCGUUGCCUCUUCCAUGUACUGUUCAGAUAAUUCCAUUUAUCUAUAUUGUAAAUAGGGUAAUUGCAUACUUUUAUGAACUGCACUUAUAAAAAAUUUACAAAAAAUGAUCAUUUUCAUUAAAAAUUAGUUAACCGACAUUAGGAAUCAAUUUGACAAUAUCCAUCACACAGUAAAGGAAAAUUAGGUUCUGAUUGUUUCAAACCAUUGAAUUAAUUGUAUGUUCCACAUAAUGGAAUUCAGAUCUAAAAGCAUUAUUUAAUAUUUAACUAAAAAUUAUAAUUACAAUAUUUAACUAAAUUAGCUUUCACACCAUUAUCUUUGUAAGUACUUUGAAUUGUUACUACAGGUAUAUAAGUAUUGAAUAAAUUGAUGAAAAUCAAAUUUC
Nasonia vitripennis (jewel wasp) is the source of this 2113-nucleotide messenger RNA. RefSeq names its product bladder cancer-associated protein (gene bc10). Lineage: Eukaryota; Metazoa; Arthropoda; Insecta; Hymenoptera; Pteromalidae. The coding region runs from base 215 to 457 and encodes 80 amino acids. The transcript is spliced from 2 exons. The record is from RefSeq and is a predicted model, not a curated record.